AUGUCUCCAUUUGGCCAAAUUCUCACCAAAGACGAGACGACUCCUCUGGGCAUUCACGGCAGAAGGUCUGCCUCAAUCCAUGGAUGGAUCUUUGAGGUUAGUCAUGCGAUACAGAACAGACCUCUGUCUCCAUUGGAUACUUCUGACGAGCCGAAAUCCCCAAGCUCAUUGACAGUUGAAAUCCAGUUCGAAGACCUGAUGGCAGAGUACGCAGAAGUACUAGAGAGGAAGGAGAAGCUCGAAGACAAGAUCGCAGAUCUUUAUUACGCUCAGCAGAAAAACGAGCUCCCCUCGACUUCCAGUGACUAUAAGGAGUUCUCACCUCCUGAUCAAGUCCAAGAGAGGGUGAAAGACCGUAAAUCUAGGAAGCCCAAGACUGAAGAGGAAAAGAACCGUCAUAUCAACAAGGUGUUCAUACGAAAUUGCCUUUGA
Molecule: messenger RNA, 432 nt
Organism: Fusarium graminearum PH-1
Lineage: Eukaryota; Fungi; Ascomycota; Sordariomycetes; Hypocreales; Nectriaceae
Exons: 2
Coding region: 1-432 (143 amino acids)
Source: RefSeq, a predicted model, not a curated record